AUGGGCGGUGUACAGAGGGCGAUGUUAUUGAUUUUCGUUCUUGAGUUAACCUUGAGCACCUCAAGUGGACAGUUAAUGUGUUUCCAUUGUGAUGAUUGUGAUUACGCUAUGGUGGAUAUAAUACAAUGUGGUCCUGGUCGACCGUUGUUGCCAUUUCCGGAGACGACAACACAGGUUCCUCCAUCGAUCCCAACGAUCGAGCCCGAGACGACGACGCAGGUUCCCCCUUCUAUUCCGACAAUUGAGCCAGAGACGACGACGCAGGUUCCGCCAUCGAUCCCAACGAUCGAGCCAGAGACGACGACUCAGGUUCCACCAUCGAUUCCUACAAUUGAGCCAGAGACGACGACACAGAUUCCCCCUUCUAUUCCUACAAUUGAGCCAGAAACGACGACUCAGGUUCCUCCAUCGAUCCCAACGAUCGAACCGGAUACCACCACACAGGUUCCUCCAUCUAUUCCUACAAUUGAGCCAGAGACGACGACACAGGUUCCUCCAUCGAUUCCAACGAUCGAGCCAGAGACUACUACCGACGAACCGGAAACCACAACAAUUAGCACAACACCUGGAGGCCCUAUUUUGACUCCACCAACUCAUCCGACGUUCAAUCCGAAUCCAAUGAGCACUACUCCAAGUGGACCAAUCUUGACACCCCCGACUCAUCCAACCCCCUUGGCUCCUAUUGGUUUUGGUAUCGUGCUCCCUAUUCAGCCCACCACACAACAGUACGCUUGUCUCUCUGUUCGUCGUGUUGAAAAUAAUCGCAACAUCGUCAGCAGAGGAUGCGCACCACUGAUGCCUAGUGUACACCAAACGUGUGAUCAUGCUACGAAAGGAGAACAUCACAGCUGCGUGGCUUGUGUUGGUUCGUUGUGUAAUCGAUACAACUAA
Messenger RNA from Anopheles aquasalis, 891 nucleotides. Its product is annotated as salivary glue protein Sgs-3-like. NCBI's taxonomy places the organism in Eukaryota, Metazoa, Arthropoda, Insecta, Diptera, Culicidae. The record is from RefSeq and is a predicted model, not a curated record.